Messenger RNA from Rhipicephalus sanguineus (brown dog tick), 692 nucleotides. Its product is annotated as cytochrome P450 6a2. NCBI's taxonomy places the organism in Eukaryota, Metazoa, Arthropoda, Arachnida, Ixodida, Ixodidae. Gene Ontology annotation, molecular function: heme binding; monooxygenase activity; iron ion binding. The transcript is spliced from 6 exons. The record is from RefSeq and is a predicted model, not a curated record. Bases 14 to 658 code for a protein of 214 amino acids.
GGCUAAAGUACCAAUGCCCGUUGGAGACGUUGCUGCGAAUGCUGCCAACAUGCUUCAAGCCGGGUUCGAGACCGUCGGCGUCACGCUGUCCCACUGCCUGUUCUGCGUAGCCAAAUUUCAAGACGUGCAGGACAAGAUCAGGGCUGAGACCGAGGCCGUCCUCGCGAAGCACGGGGAGUUCACCUACGACGCCAUAUCCGAGCUGCACUACACUGCGCAGACAAUACUGGAAACGCUGCGAAUGUACACUCCUGUGAUCGCGUUUACGACCAGGCUCGCGUCCUCCGAUUACCGCUACGAAGGUGUGCUUCUGCGCAAAGGUGUGAGCGUCAUGCCCUGCAGUCAUCAAGUGCACCACGACACCAACUUAUGGGAGCGGCCGGAUCAAUUCGACCCAGACAGGUUCUCUCCCGAACAGAGGGCUUCCAGGGACCCGAUUUCCUUCCAGGCGUACGGCAUAGGACCUCGUAACUGCGUCGGCAUGAAGCUGGCGCAGCUGGAAAUGACACUAGUCGUUGCGAAGCUGGUGCACCGAUUUAGACUACACCUUGGCCCGAAACACGAGAACGGUGAACUAAAACGGCACACGUAUUCCUUUAUCGCCUGUCCAGCCGAUGGAGUCUGGAUUCACCUAGAAAAACUGAAGGACGGAUUGUAAGUUUGCAACAAACAUCUGCAAACAAGACCAGCCA